GGCACCUCGUUCACCGAGGACCCGGGCAGUAACGAGGUCAUUGUGAUGUCCAUGAUGGACUAAGUGGUAAAUCCAGCACGCACACACUCAAACACACCCGCACAAUUUACGCUAUCCUCAACAUUUUCAUCUACCCAUAUACCCAACACCAUCUUUUCAUCAAUCUGUAACCAAAAUGGCGAAAGGAAAGUGGAUGUACGCACUCCCCGCAAUCCCUUUCCCAUUAAAUCGCAUCCAUCUGACCUUUCUCUCAAUCGCAGCGACAAAAAGACAGCGACGCACUUCACGCUCGUGCAUCGCCCGCAAAAUGACCCUCUCAUCCACGACGAGUCGGCACCAGCCAUGGUGCUCAACCCGACGCAGCGGGCCAACAAAUCGUCGCGGGGCGAGGGGCUGAGCGACCUGGCGUCGGAUCUCGGGUCGGACGCCAUGAGCAUACGCGACAACGAGGGCGAGGCCGCUAACUAUGGCGUCUACUUCGACGACACCGAGUACGACUACAUGCAGCACCUGCGCGACCUAGGCCAGGGGACCGGCGACGCUGUCUUCGUCGAGGCCGACCCCGUCGGCAACAAGGGCAAGGGCAAGGGCAAGCCGCAGCAGUCGCUCGACGACGCCCUGCGGCAACUGGACCUGAAGAACCAGAGCGAGGAUUUGCUGGAUGACGAACUGCUACCGAGCAAGAACCUGCAGCGGCUGACGUACCAGGCGCAGCAGAACGUGCCCGAUGCGAUUGCGGGGUUCCAGCCGGACAUGGACCCGCGGUUGCGAGAGGUGCUGGAGGCGCUCGAGGACGAGGCGUACGUGGAUGAGGAUGCCGGGGAGGAUGUUUUCCAGGAGCUGGCUGUGGAUGGGCAGGAGCUGAGCAAGUACGAGUUUGAGGAGGCGUACGAUGACUUCGAGGAUGACGACGAGGGGUGGGAGUCAGACCGCACGGUGAAGGCGGCCGGGGAGAAUUCCAAGGAGGAUGGCGUGCCGCAGCUUACCGACACAAGCGGGGCACAAGCCGGUGAGGGCGGGUCGGACGACUGGAUGGCGGAGUUCAACAAGUUCAAGACCGAUCAAAAGGCGGAGAAGAAGCCCCGAGAGGCCGCUGCGCCGUCCGAGCUGCAGUCGUCAAUAUGGACGACGACAACAAACGGUGGGCGGAAAAAGACAAGGAAAGGUGCCAUGACGAAUCCGUCCGCAUACUCGAUGACAUCAUCUUCUCUCGUAAGGACAGAGCAGCUGGGCAUCCUCGAUGCGCGGUUCGAGAAGAUCGAAGAGCAGUACAAUGGCGACAUGGAAGACACAGCCUCCGUGUCAGCGGUAUCGACCAUGUCGACGGUGCAGGGGAAUACACGGCAAGACUUCGAUGGCAUGCUGGACGAGUUCCUCGGCGACUACUCCAUGUUCGGCAAGAAGCGGGUGAAGAAGGGCAAGUGGAAGAACGGGCUGGAGCAGUUCGACGAGAUCAGGCGAGAGCUAGGGCCGCCCAUCAUCCCAGCAAAGUACAAAUAGGGUCUGAUCUAGGACGCCAAAUCCAAAUUGAAAUUCCAAAACAAAUUGACACCAUAUAUCCGUA
This is a messenger RNA of Chaetomium fimeti, 1564 nucleotides long. Its product is annotated as Low temperature viability protein. The record is from RefSeq and is a predicted model, not a curated record. The transcript has a single exon. Gene Ontology annotation, cellular component: preribosome, small subunit precursor; cytosol; nucleus. The coding region runs from base 343 to 1500 and encodes 385 amino acids. NCBI's taxonomy places the organism in Eukaryota, Fungi, Ascomycota, Sordariomycetes, Sordariales, Chaetomiaceae. Gene Ontology annotation, biological process: ribosomal small subunit biogenesis; ribosomal small subunit export from nucleus.